Molecule: messenger RNA, 798 nt
Organism: Lucilia cuprina (Australian sheep blowfly)
Lineage: Eukaryota; Metazoa; Arthropoda; Insecta; Diptera; Calliphoridae
Product: chymotrypsin-2-like
Exons: 1
Coding region: 1-798 (265 amino acids)
Biological process (GO): proteolysis
Molecular function (GO): serine-type endopeptidase activity
Source: RefSeq, a predicted model, not a curated record
AUGAUCGGCAAAAUACAAAAUCUGCUAAUUGUUCUAACGGUCAUAGUUGCCGCAACCCACAAACAACUGUUAGCGCACGCUUCUAACCGUAUAAUAGGAGGACAACUUGCCGAAGAAGGUCUCGCACCUUAUCAAAUCUCUUUGCAAACGAUACCAGGUGCACAUUUAUGUGGUGGAGCCAUAAUAGCAAAAGAAUGGAUUAUAACAGCUGCCCAUUGUGUUACAGGUUGGCCAGUUGAAUUUCUACGAAUUGCUGUCGGUAGUAAUCUCUAUAAGAAACCAUUGGAGGUGUAUUAUUUGAACGAUAUUUUUAUACACUGCAACUAUGAUCAACCUAAAUUUCAUAAUGAUAUAGCUUUAUUACAUGUGAAUACUACUAUUAUAUAUAACGACUUAGUGCAGCCGCUGGCAUUAGCCAAUGUCAUGUUAAAUACUACUGAUCCCUUACUUUUUACCGGUUGGGGUUUAAUUUCCCUAUGGGAUCCUUAUCCCGAAAAACUGCAGAAAUUACUUAUGUAUCUAGUGCCUAGAAAGGAAUGUACUCUAAUAUUAGAAUCUGAAUUCCCAGAUGUCUGUGUGGACAUAUCACACAUCUGUGCCUAUGUAAAACGUUAUCAGGGAGCCUGUCAUGGUGAUAAUGGUGGUCCUUUGGUUUACAAUAAUUCACUCGUAGGCAUACAUUCCUGGUCCUAUCCCUGCGCAGAUGGAUAUCCCGAUAUGUUUACCAACAUCUGGUAUUAUCGGGAUUGGAUUCGACAAGUACAAAGCGGCCAAAAGAAAUGUAAAUAUUCUACUUAA